Messenger RNA from Arachis stenosperma, 5821 nucleotides. RefSeq names its product putative disease resistance protein RGA3. Lineage: Eukaryota; Viridiplantae; Streptophyta; Magnoliopsida; Fabales; Fabaceae. Gene Ontology annotation, molecular function: protein binding; ADP binding. The record is from RefSeq and is a predicted model, not a curated record. The coding region runs from base 146 to 5350 and encodes 1734 amino acids. The transcript is spliced from 8 exons.
CCAUAUCCAUCUUCUCAUUUCCUGCCUUUUGUAGCCACUAAAUAAUAUAAAUCCUCUUUCCUCACCAUCAUCCCCUCCUUCCAAGCACUGUCGUAGAUGUAGCAAGAAUAAAUUAAAGUCCUUGAAUGACCAUGGCAAGCCUCUCAUGUACCCUCUACUAGCUAACGCCGCCUCUACUCUUCCUAUCGAGAAGUUUUCAUCCUGUAUCAUUCUUCCUACCAAACUUCUCGCACGACCCUCCAAAAUCACCUUUCACGUCAAGCGAUUCAAAGUGCAAAUCACCGAAUUCGUCCACAUUAGCAAUGUAACUUGCUAUGCAUCACUGUUGAAAAGAGUGUAUAUUGUAAUGGGGCAGGACUUACUUCAAGGUUAUGAAUAUUCAUUAUAUCGAUUAGAUACAGAGUCUCAUAUUGCUGGGAGGCUUCAGCACAUGCCAGAGAGAGUUGUUCGUCCAAGACAAUUUAAAAUCCCUGUUGUUCCAGACGAACGUGUCAGGCCUCUUCUUCGGAGAGCAGGAUUUGAACAUGUGGCGUUCAUGCCACCCUUCGAUUAUGACUCAUCACUAGUGUCAGCAUGGAUAGAGCGAUGGCGGCCAGAGUCACACACGUUUCAUUUACCCUUGGGAGAGUGCAGCGUAACAUUGAAAGAUAUCUCAUUUCAGUUGGGACUCCGCAUAAAUGGAGAUCCUGUAGCUUUCUUAGGCAAUUGGAAGCAAGACUACAGUCGAGAUAUUAUUCCUCAGAUAUGCCAUGAUUUGUUAGGGAUAACUCCCAGUUUCAAUGACAUACAAGGACAGAGCAUCAAUAUGUCAUGGUUUCAACAACAUGUGUGCAGACCAUUGGGAGAAACCCCAAGUCAUGUCCGCCUGGAGCAAUACACUCGUGGUUAUAUUAUGAUGGUAAUUGGUGGCUUUUUAUUCCCAGACCAAUCAUCAGAUGUAAGGGUUUCAGUCAAGUGGUUGCCUCUUUUACAAGAUUUGGAUGCAUGUGGUAGAUUGAGUUGGGGUUCAGCAGUGCUUGCAUUUAUGUAUCGAAUGUUAUGUCAUAGUACCAAGUUUGACCAAUCAAAUAUUGGUGGAUGUGGAGCUUUAUUAUUGUCUUGGAUAUACCACCAUGUUCCUAUGUGUCGUCCCAAUGGCUAUGACCAACGACGCAUAUUUCCAUUGGCAAAGAGGUGGGCUGGAUAUAAAGUUAAGAAUGAUGGAGAGGGUCUUAAACUAAGAUAUUGGAGGCAAGUGGUAAACAACAUUGGCAUCAAUGAUUUUGAGUGGACACCAUACAAUGAUGUGCAUAUUCAACACUUGAUUCCCCAAGAGAUUUAUCAUGAUGCUUUGUCAUGGAGCUCCGUGUGCCCACUAUUAUGCUUUUCGAUUGUUGAGUGGCACCAAGUGGAUCGUGUGAUUCGUCAUUUAGGUGGACUUCAAUAUAUACCGAGGUGUCCCCUAAACAUAGAUGAGAUGCACAGUAGUGACGAACGCUUUGGAAAAGGUGAUGAGUGGUUCCCUUCCUACUUGAAAGAUUUUUUGUACGAAUAUUGGACAAAAAGAGAGCACAAUAGAGUAUUUGUCUUUUACCACAAUGACCACCGUCCUUCGGCUAAGUACUUGCAAUGGUACCAAGCAUGGGCACAUACCACUCUGAAAGAACAAGGGGGCCAACCAGAUAUUGCACAGGAUGAUAUUCCAUUAGAUUUACCUCUGUUAAUGCCUUAUCCACCAGAGAUUCAACAACCUAAAGAUGAUGUCUUACCUCUAGUGUAUCCUAGCCUAGGUCAUAAGGGACCCAAAGGUGGAGGAUCACAACAUGUUACUAGUGGAACUCGUCACGGUCUACAGGACACUGAGGGCAGAUGUCGUGAUACUCGAGGUUCUGGGGCCACAACAAGCCGAUACACUCGUGACCAAGUCGUGUCAUCGUCGUGCGUGCCAGAGAGCCAACCGACACCGAGGGCAGAUCAGGGUGGGCCAUCUUACUAUAUUCCGGAAAUGGAUCGAGCUAGCUCAUCCUACAACGCUCCACAAAUGGGUCAGUCUGGGUCAUCAAACUAUAGAAUAAUAAUGGCAGGAGAGGAUUUCAUUCUACCUUCAAAUCCUACUGGGAGCAUGAUGGUUGAAGUUGUUGGCGAUACCAUCACUACACUAAUGGAAAGGAUGAAUUCUCUAGGUGUUUUUGGGAAGAAGAUAACCGACGUCAAAGAUAGUAUCAUACGCCAUCUCUCACCCAUCAAAAUGGUGGCAGAGCCAAGUGAUGGUCCUACACUCCCUCUUACACCUAAUUGGCUAAAUGAUGUUAUAGAUGCGCUCACCGAUUUGUGGGACUUGCUGGACGAUCAUGGCAUUCCUGCUGACGCUACUCCACUUCCAAAGAGGGGCAAUGUAUGCUUCUCUUCAUGUCACCUUGCAUCUUGUGGCCUACUCCACAAUCUGCAGAAAAUCGAAAAGCGGCUACAACCCAUUGUAGUUUAUGUGACCAAGAUGCUGAUAGACAAAAGAAGCACGUUUAUAAAGACGGUUGUGGAAGAAGGAGAAAGAAAGAUUGUCGGAAGAGACAACGAACAGGAAGAAAUUAUAAAUAGGAUUUUGUCUUUGACCACAGUGGAAGGUGUCGUUUUGGUGAUUAGGAUUGUGGGGAUGAAAGGGACUGGGAAAACAGCACUUGCUGAAUUAGUUUGCCGUGAUGUUAGAGUGACAACAAAAUUUUCGGUUAUAUGGAUCGGUGGUAUCCAUGACAAUUCUUAUGUUGAGUCUGUCAAGAAAGAAAUGCUUCGUGGGAAAGGAAAGAAGAAAAUUGAAGAUCUUAAUCCUGAAGAAGCCACCAGAAGAAGUAGAUUCCUUCUAGUGCUGGAUGAUUUACGAAGCGAGAACCAUGAAGAACUGCUCAGUCUGCAAAGAGAACUGAGAAAGGUUCCUGGCUCAUCUGGUGGUGCGAUCCUUGUAACCACGCAGAAUAGUCUAGGGCCCCGCAAGCUGGUCCAAAAUACGUGGACACUAGACAUUCUGAGAGAGGAAUAUUGUUGGGCUCUAUUUGAGAAAGUUAUAGGAGGAGGUUCAAGUGAAUCAAAGACCAGUGAUGCCCAAAAGAAGUUGAUUAAAAAGUGCUGGGGAGUCCCUGCAGCAAUAACAAAAUUGGCAACAAUGUUGAAGACUCAUGAAGCAAUUUCUGAAGCAGACAUAAAGAAUUUGGAGCGGAAAUUCAUGCAGGAGAUGAAGACGAUGUACUACGAUGAGCUCCCCUCCUGGCAUCUGAAACAAUGCUUUGCUUAUUUACCAUUUAUAUUCCCUAAUAAGACACGUCAAGUAGUCAAGGUUGAGACACUAGUUCAGCUUUGGAUGGCAGAGGGAUUUUUGGGCCCAUUCAAUUCUUCUUCUCAACCAAAACAAUUGGGAGUUAGCAUUAUAAAAGAAUUCUGUCGCACAUCAAUCCUUUCCGUUAGAGAAGACGAAUUUGGCAGCAUUACACAUUGCUGGAUGUAUAACCCAUUAUUGUUUGAUCUGUCAAGAUUCGUAGCCGGCGAGGGUCGCUUCUACAUGGAUGACCGUGGCGAGAAUGUCAUGCAAACUGUCCGUCGAGUGUUACUAACUCAAGACUUUGACUUUUCAAAUGGGAUUCCCGAAUCCCUCAAUAAAAUUAAGAAACAUUUGCGUACCAUUCUCUUCCCCCUACCAGGUAACAACAACUGGUCCUCGCGAAUUCCACAUGAUGUCACUUUAAGCCUGUCUGCAUGUGAUGCGAUUUUCCGUGCAUUCCAGAGUUUGCAUGUGUUGGGCCUAGCAGAUUUAGGCAUGAGGAUGCUGCCUAGUUCAAUUGGAGAGUUAAAGCUCUUAAGAUACCUCAACUUAUCUCAUAAUAACAUGGAGAAACUUCCCGCUUCCAUUGGAAAGCUAAAGCGCUUACAGUCAUUAAAACUGUCCCAUUGCCAUCAACUCAAAAAUUUGCCUGAUGAGGUACAGCAUUUAGUGAAUCUCAAGCAUCUGGAGCUAGAGGGGUGCCUGGAUCUGGCACACAUGCCGUCAACAUUGGGGAAGCUAACAAAGCUUGAGAAAUUGUCCCAUUUCACAGUCAGCAACAACAAUUGCAAGCACAAGCAAUUGCAAGGUUUUGCAGAAUUGAUAAAUCUUAAAAACUUAAGGGGGAAGUUGGAAAUUCUACACUUGGAGCGCUUCAAAUUUGAGGAACCACGGCAUGUUGGGGGUGCCUAUUUGAAAGACAAAGAGCAUCUUGAGGACAUCAGUCUGAAAUGGAGUCAUGAUGAUGAUAACAAUAAGAAAGAUAAUGACCCAAAAUCACUGCUGGAUCAUCUUGAGCCACAUCCAAAUCUUCGAGGAUUAUCUAUAACGGGAUAUAGAGGUACAGCAUUUUCAACCUGGCUCUCGUCUCUCAAAAAUCUUGUUAGCUUUACUUUGAACAACUGCUCCAUGUGCACAUCUCUCCCUGCAUUGAACGGAUUCCCUAAUCUUAAAGUUCUCAGACUUGAAAGGUUGGACUCUUUGGAAUACAUAACAGAUGGAACCAAAGGCAGCACAGAACUGGGGUUAGGCAUGCUAGAAUAUUUGUCGAUAUCAGAUUGCCCAGACCUCACAAGUUGGUGGAGGCCUAGUGAAACCGCUCAUAACAAUGCCAUAUUAUUUAGCUCCCUGUCAAUUUUGGAUGUUAAAUACUGUCCAAAACUAAGUUCUAUGCCAUUGUAUCCCAAUCUCGACAUGAGGCUGAUUUUGGAGGGUUCCAGCAUGAGAACGCUGUUGGACACCAUAAAUUAUAGGUCAACUUCAAAUCCUGCUCCUCCCCUCUCCAGAGUACUAUGGUUGAAAAUUAACAACGUAGAGGAAGAGUCUUAUCUACCGAAUAACUGGCUAGAAAACUUUGUAUCACUCCAAUAUCUUUGGAUCAGUGAGAAAAUGUCAGUGGUCAAAAGUUUCAGACAUCUUCCCUCACUUAACACCAUGAUCAUCACAAACUGUACAGGAGUGGACUUACCUAGUGAGGAAUGGGGUGGUCUCAAAAUGCUCCGGCAUCUGACAAUACAAGAAGUUGCUAAGCUGAAAUCUCUUCCAUCAGGAAUCAAACAUCUUACAUCUCUAGCUGCUCUAUGGAUCAUCGGUUGUCCUGAGUUAAAAACUUUGACAGAGGAAAUAGGCAAUCUCAAAUCCCUUAAUAUUCUUCACAUUGAAAAUUGCCACAAGUUAGAUUCGCUUCCUAAAACAAUGAUCCAACUCAAAUCACUAAACAGGUUAGUGAUUAGGAGCUGCCCAUUGUUGUUGCCAAGGUGCCAAGAAGGAACCGGUGAUGACUGGCCACAGAUCAAGCACAUCAAAGAUAUCUACGUGGCUGGCACUUCUGAAGUCUUUGAGUAAUAACAUCAAUCAAGUCCGAACUGGUUCGGCUAACCGGUCUCUUGGGUACUUGACAAAAGACUUGCCCUAAGCCUCUAAUAAUCUCUCUCCCCCUCUAAAAGAUUGGUAUAGCUAUGCAGUUUUGCUACUUCUUUCUUCAGUCUUUGUUCAUACAAGUAUUACACCUCGGGAAUUGGUUGGGUAUUCCAAAUCUACCUGAAUUUCAACCUUCAUUCAGGUGAAUCCAGCUAUUGGUGAGAAUCAGAUGGAACUAGAUGAGUCUUCUGGGUAAGAUAAAGAUUUGGUGUCUACCUUUGAUGUCAUGUGUUUGUAUUAAAGGUUAAAUAAAGAAGGACAACAACCUUCGUUUUAUUAUCCAAAGAAAAACUUCUGAGAUACAUUUCUUUACAUUUUAUAUGUUAUGAUCCUUGAAAGUAUGUAACAUUACCAUGUUCGGGCUACUUUAAUCUAUGCAUAAAUUUAGUUGGAUCA